AUGGGGGAUGAUGGAGUACAACAGAUCUACCUCCCAGAAAUCAACAGAACAGUUCGAGUGGUGUCGUACGAGAAUCUCUCGCCCGAAGCUUUCGAAUACUUCUUACUAAAAAGCGAGCUGGUUGCGGGCUGCACUGGCGACAUGUCUCUUACGCAGGUGCUGUCAUCCAAGCGAAUUCCUGUGUACGAGUGUCUUUCGCAUAAACGGAAACUCUACAGCAACAUUCUAAACGCCCCAUGGAUAGAAGCCAUGGAGGAGAUUGAUAUUCCCGUGGAGAAGGACUCACAGGUCUUCCCUGGGUUAGAGGUGCAUAACGUUAUGGUUUCCUUUUCAGGGAUGAAAGUACUGACUGCCGAGAAUGUAAGGCAGAUCUAUCCUAUCUUCCGUGCAAAGUUACUGCAGAACUCCUUCUCGCCAUGGUUCAAAAAGAGGUUGAAGGAGAUAUUGAAUUGA
Molecule: messenger RNA, 453 nt
Organism: Nematocida homosporus
Lineage: Eukaryota; Fungi; Microsporidia
Exons: 1
Coding region: 1-453 (150 amino acids)
Source: RefSeq, a predicted model, not a curated record